Messenger RNA from Notechis scutatus (mainland tiger snake), 538 nucleotides. Lineage: Eukaryota; Metazoa; Chordata; Lepidosauria; Squamata; Elapidae. The record is from RefSeq and is a predicted model, not a curated record.
AUUGUGCAAUGCUGUUUAACAGAGGAAAAAGAGAAAGUGGGUACUAUAGAAUUAAACCACAACAGGACAGAGAACCUUUUCUUGUGUACUGUGAUAUGUCAGAUGGAGGCGGGUGGACGGUAAUUCAACGGCGGUGCAAUGGCAAAGAAAAUUUCUACCGAGAAUGGCUCGAUUACAAAGAAGGUUUUGGGCAAUUACAGGGCAAGGAUGAUGAAUAUUGGCUUGGUAAUGAUAAGAUUUAUGAUCUCCUUUUCAAUGGAGGAAUUUCACUGAAAAUUGAUCUAAUGGACUGGCAAGGAGAGAGGCGAUAUGCAAUUUAUGAUGAUUUCCAGAUCAAGAAUGAGACAAACAAUUACAGGCUGUGGUUUGGCAUUUAUUCUGGGACUGCUGGGAAUGCUUUGUCUGGGGGGAGCAGCUUUGAGAGCCAGUGGUCUGGAUCACUCAACGGCAUGCCCUUCUCUGCUCCUGACCGGGACCAUGACAGGUUCCUAACGGGCAACUGCGCAGAAGAGAACAAAUGUGGCUGGUGGUUUAACAG